Messenger RNA from Hipposideros armiger (great roundleaf bat), 1906 nucleotides. It is a transcript of the gene PDZD8, whose product is annotated as PDZ domain containing 8. Lineage: Eukaryota; Metazoa; Chordata; Mammalia; Chiroptera; Hipposideridae. The coding region runs from base 197 to 1906 and encodes 569 amino acids. Gene Ontology annotation, biological process: mitochondrial calcium ion homeostasis. The record is from RefSeq and is a predicted model, not a curated record. Gene Ontology annotation, molecular function: protein binding; lipid binding. The transcript has 6 exons. Gene Ontology annotation, cellular component: mitochondria-associated endoplasmic reticulum membrane contact site.
AGGAGGCCGAAGUGAGCCGCCUCGGGCGUUGCACGGCGCCGGCUGGAGCCGCGGGACCAGGCCCAGGGAGCCGUUGCCCGGGACCCCGCCGUCCGAUGUCCUCAAGAUGGAGGCAGCGGGGGCGGCGGCGUGAGGACAGCGGCGCUGCGGGCGCGGGAGCAGCGGCGCGGGCGGCCCGGGCGGAGGCGGUGGCGGGAUGGGGUUGCUGCUCAUGAUCCUGGCAUCGGCCGUGCUGGGCUCCUUCCUCACGCUCCUCACCCAGUUCCUGCUGCUUUACCGCCGACAGCCCGAGCCGCCGGCGGACGAGGCCGCCCGCGCGGGCGACGGCUUCCGCUACAUCAAGCCGGUGCCGGGCCUGGCCCUGCGGGAGUACCUUUAUGGCGGCGGCGGGGCUGAGGAGCCCUCCGGCGGGCCCCCCGAGGGCGGCGCGACCCCGACCCCGGCCCCCGAGACCCCCUCCCCGCCGACGCGGGAGACCUGCUACUUCCUCAACGCCACCAUCCUGUUCCUGUUCCGGGAGCUUCGGGACACCGCGCUGGCCCGCCGCUGGGUCACCAAGAAGAUCAAGGUGGAGUUCGAGGAGCUGCUGCAGACCAAGACGGCCGGGCGCCUGCUGGAGGGGCUGAGCCUGCGGGAGGUGUUCCUGGGCGAGACCGUGCCCUUCAUCAAGACCAUCCGGCUCCUCCGGCCCGUGGUGCCCUCGGCCACCGGAGAGCACGACGGCCCCGAGGGGGAGGCGCUGCCCGCCACCACCCCCGAGGAGCUGGCCUUCGAGGCGGAGGUGGAGUACAACGGGGGCUUCCACCUGGCCAUCGACGUGGACCUAGUCUUCGGCAAGUCCGCCUACCUGUUCGUCAAGCUGUCCCGAGUGGCGGGGAGGCUGCGCUUCGUCCUCACUCGCGUGCCCUUCACCCACUGGUUCUUCUCCUUCGUGGAGGACCCGCUGAUCGACUUCGAGGUGCGUUCCCAGUUUGAAGGGCGGCCCAUGCCCCAGCUCACGUCCAUCAUCGUCAACCAGCUCAAGAAGAUCAUCAAGCGCAAGCACACGCUCCCGAGUUACAAGAUCAGGUUUAAGCCGUUUUUUCCAUUCCAAACCUUGCAAGGAUUUGAAGAAGAAGAGGAGGAGCAUAUCCAUAUACAACAGUGGGCACUUACUGAAGGUCGCCUUAAAGUUACUCUGUUAGAAUGUAGCAGGUUACUUAUUUUUGGAUCCUAUGACAGAGAGGCAAAUGUUCAUUGCACACUUGAGCUGAGCAGUAGUGUUUGGGAAGAAAAACAAAGGAGCUCCAUCAAGACGGUUGAAUUAAUAAAGGGGAAUUUACAAAGUGUCGGACUUACACUUCGUCUUGUCCAGUCAACCGACGGGUAUGCUGGCCACGUCAUUAUUGAAACUGUGGCCCCAAACUCGCCUGCUGCAAUUGCAGAUCUUCAGCGGGGAGAUAGACUGAUUGCUAUUGGAGGUGUGAAAAUCACAUCUACGCUGCAGGUGUUGAAGCUGAUCAAGCAGGCCGGUGACCGCGUCCUGGUGUAUUACGAGAGGCCGGUCGGUCAGAGCAGCCAGGGCGCUGUGCUGCAGGACAGCCUGGGGCCGCUGGACGAGCACUUCCUGGCGGGCGCCUGCCCGCCAAACUAUGAAGAGGAGACAGCCGGGCUGGCGGUCGAUGCUGAAAACAGAGACCUGGAUGCUGAGUUUGAAGACUUAGCCAGUGAUGUCCGAGCACAGCCUGAGUUCCGGGAUGAGGCGCAGUCAGCCAGUCACAGCCCCAAGCGCACCCCACCCACGCUUUCUGUUAGACCCCUUGGAACGAUUUCACCAGUUUUAAACCGUAAACUAGGAUCAGUAGCAGGCAUGCCUUUGCCAGUCGUUCUUGAAAAGACUGAAUCAUUAAAGGCAAAAAUAAAAUAG